Molecule: messenger RNA, 882 nt
Organism: Cercospora beticola
Lineage: Eukaryota; Fungi; Ascomycota; Dothideomycetes; Mycosphaerellales; Mycosphaerellaceae
Biological process (GO): isopentenyl diphosphate biosynthetic process; isoprenoid biosynthetic process
Cellular component (GO): cytoplasm
Molecular function (GO): isopentenyl-diphosphate delta-isomerase activity
Source: RefSeq, a predicted model, not a curated record
AUGGCCAUGCAGCUCGAACAGCACAGGCGCACAGACUCAGCGCAUGGAAUCCUUCACCACAACUCCAAGCCCAAUGAAGCGUUCUUGUCGACCAGCGGAGCUGCCAAGCAAUCUUCCCAAGCUUUUCUUCUAAGCGGAUACGACGAGGAACAGGUCCGUCUUAUGGAAGAGUCAUGCAUCGUUGUCGACGCCAACGAUAAUCCUCUGGGUGCUGCUAGCAAGAAGGACUGUCAUCUCAUGACCAAAAUCAACGAUGGGCUCCUCCAUCGUGCUUUCUCUGUCUUCCUAUUCGAUAGUGAGAAUCGAUUGCUACUGCAACGAAGAGCAUCGGAAAAGAUCACUUUCCCGGACAUGUGGACCAAUACCUGCUGCUCCCAUCCUCUGAGCGUGGCGGCCGAACAGGGAGAUGGCAUGACUUUGAGCUCCGCAGUGCAAGGCGCCAAGUGCGCAGCCGUGAGGAAGCUGUUGCAGGAGCUUGGUAUCCCAACAUCAUCUCUUGAGCUUGACUCCAUUAAAUUCCUUGGGCGGAUUCAUUACAAAGCUGCCAGUGACGGCCUUUGGGGGGAGCAUGAGAUCGACUACAUACUGUUUGUCAAAGCAGAUGUUACCAUUGACGCCAACCCCAACGAGGUCCGAGACUGGAAAUACGUGACAAUGAGCGAGCUCGAGUCGGCGAUGAAUGACGAAAACGCUCAAAGUUUGUUCACGCCCUGGUUCAGAUUGAUUUGUGAUGACACACUAUUCCAAUGGUGGAAGUUAUUGCAAGAAGACAGAUUAGACGAGCUUAGAGGGCCAUCUGAAAUUCGAAGACUGGGGUCGAGGACUCCAUGGGAGCCGACUUGGCCUCGAAGGGGAACAUUGAGGAGGGGUGAGGACUAUUAA